Messenger RNA from Chaetura pelagica (chimney swift), 2288 nucleotides. RefSeq names its product c-Maf inducing protein (gene CMIP). Bases 7 to 2034 code for a protein of 675 amino acids. Lineage: Eukaryota; Metazoa; Chordata; Aves; Apodiformes; Apodidae. The transcript has 20 exons. The record is from RefSeq and is a predicted model, not a curated record. Gene Ontology annotation, cellular component: nucleoplasm; cytosol.
GGGUACAUGGAAAACUCAAUUUCCUACAGUGCUAUUGAAGAUGUUCAACUGCUGUCCUGGGAGAAUGCCCCUAAGUACUGUUUACAACUCACAAUCCCAGGGGGUACUGUCUUACUGCAGGCUGCAAACAGUUACCUGAGGGAUCAGUGGUUCCAUUCUUUGCAGUGGAAGAAAAAGAUUUACAAGUACAAGAAGGUGCUCAGUAACCCCAGCCGCUGGGAGGUGGUGUUGAAGGAGAUCAGGACACUGGUGGACAUGGCGCUGACGUCUCCACUUCAGGAUGACUCUAUUCACCAAGCACCACUGGAGAUUGUCUCAAAACUGCUCUCAGAGAACAACAACUUAACCACUCAAGACCACGAGAGCAUUAUUGUGGCAAUUGCACCUUUGCUGGAGAACAAUCAUCCUCCUCCUGACCUCUGUGAAUUCUUCUGCAAGCAUUGCCGAGAGCGCCCGCGGUCCAUGGUUGUGAUAGAAGUGUUCACACCAGUGGUACAGAGGAUUCUCAAACACAACAUGGAUUUUGGGAAGUGCCCUCGGUUGCGGCUGUUUACUCAGGAGUAUAUUCUGGCUUUGAAUGAGCUGAAUGCUGGAAUGGAGGUGGUGAAGAAGUUUAUCCAUAGCAUGCAUGGUCCGACUGGACAAUGCCCCCAUCCCAGGGUCCUGCCAAAUCUUGUAGCUGUCUGCUUAGCAGCCAUUUAUUCAUGUUAUGAGGAAUUUAUCAACAGUCGAGACAAUUCGCCGAGCCUGAAGGAAAUCCGGAAUGGCUGCCAGCAGCAGUGUGACCGAAAGCCCAAUCUCCCCCUCCGCCUCCUCCACACCAGUCCUGACCUGGUCUCUCAAGAGGCCACCUUGACUGAAUCCCGUCUCAAACCAGUUAUUGUCACUUCAAGUGAGAUCCACGUGGAAGUGGAGCGUAACAACACCGCUAAUCAGAAGAUGACAGCCAACAUUGGCAAUGACAGCGAGCCCAACCUGAUUGACUGCUUGAUGGUCAGUCCUACCUGCAGCACCAUGAGCAUUGAGCUGAGUGCCCAGGCAGACAGGAUCCUUGGCUGUUAUGUGGAAAUACUCAAGAUGCUGUCAGACUAUGAUGACUGGAGACCAGCCCUGGCCAGCUUGCUUCAACCUAUCCCAUUCCCCAAGGAGGCUCUUGCACAUGAGAAAUUCACAAAGGAGCUGAAAUAUGUGAUUCAGAGAUUUGCAGAAGAUCCGAGGCAAGAAGUCCACUCAUGUUUGCUGAGUGUGAGGGCUGGUAAAGACGGCUGGUUCCAGCUCUACAGCCCUGGAGGAGUGGCAUGUGAUGAUGAUGGAGAGCUGUUUGCCAGUAUGGUAUGUGUCUGCAAUAAUGUUCAUAUUUUAAUGGGAUCCUGUUAUAAAACUAAGAAGUUCCUGCUCUCACUGGCUGAAAAUAAAUUAGGACCUUGCAUGCUACUGGCUUUGAGAGGAAACCAGACGAUGGUAGAGAUUUUGUGUUUGAUGCUGGAAUACAACAUCAUUGAUAAUAAUGACACCCAGCUCCAGAUCAUCUCUACCCUGGAAAGCACAGACGUGGGAAAGAGAAUGUAUGAACAGCUGUGUGACAGGCAGAGGGAGUUAAAAGAGCUGCAAAGAAAAGGUGGUCCUACAAGAUUAACACUGCCAUCCAAGUCCACAGAUGCAGACCUGGCCCGCUUGCUAAGCUCGGGAUCUUUUGGAAAUCUGGAAAACCUCAGCCUGGCCUUUACCAACGUGACAAGUGCUUGUGCUGAGCACCUCAUUAAACUGCCUUCACUCAAGCAGCUGAACCUGUGGUCAACUCAGUUCGGAGACGCGGGGCUGCGGCUCCUGUCGGAACACCUGACCAUGCUGCAGGUGCUCAACCUCUGCGAGACGCCCGUCACGGACGCUGGGCUGCUGGCACUGAGCUCCAUGAAGAGCCUGUGUAGUUUAAAUAUGAACAGCACCAAACUUUCAGCAGAUACCUACGAAGAUCUCAAGGCUAAACUACCCAAUCUGAAAGAAGUGGACGUCCGCUACACUGAAGCAUGGUGAACUCUCCCUUCCUCUGACUCUUUUACUUCUCCCGAGAAGGAAAAGAUUUUUAAAACAAACAGAAACAUGAAAAAUAACUUUUGGCUAAUUCCUGUAGAGCAGUGAGUCCUGGGACUUGGUGGUAGGAGUCGUGGUUGUGGGAUAGAGGAGUGGUGUUGUGUGUGUCGGGGGGACGGGGCAAGCCUGGACCCAGCCAGAUUCUUUCAGCUUUGUGAUUUCAGAAUCAAGACAAUUUAAAUUGAAAAAGGAAAAAA